Molecule: messenger RNA, 3630 nt
Organism: Stegastes partitus (bicolor damselfish)
Lineage: Eukaryota; Metazoa; Chordata; Actinopteri; Pomacentridae
Gene: vezf1a
Product: vascular endothelial zinc finger 1a
Exons: 5
Coding region: 34-1419 (461 amino acids)
Biological process (GO): regulation of gene expression
Cellular component (GO): nucleus
Source: RefSeq, a predicted model, not a curated record
ACUAGGUUUCCUACAGAAUUAGUAAGUGUGGAAAUGGAGCCGAGCUGGAGUACGUUUCUUUUUCAACAGGCCAAUGAAGCCCUCCACCACCAGCACCAGGUGGCCCAGAAUAGCCUGCUGCCUCUUCUUAAUGCAGGAGCUGAACAAGUUGACCAGAAGCCUGUCCUACCCAUCCAACUAGACCAGAAGCCACCCACCAGUGCUGCCGAUCUCCUCAAAGACAAUGUGGCUAGCGGAGGAGGUCCACGGCCACCAGUGCCUGUGAUAAAGAAAGAACACAAAGGCAAAACACCCUUCGUCUGCGGCUACUGUAACAAGGCCUUCCGUGACAGUUACCACCUGCGACGACAUGAGUCCAGCCACACCGGUAUCAAGAUGGUGUCGCGUCCGAAGAAGACGGCCCAAACAGCCCCCACCAUGGUACCCAUGAUCUCUACGAUGCCACGAGAGAACAACGGCAACUCCUCUUACAUCUCCACGGUAGCAGGCAUCCUCUCCACGGCAACCACGUCUGUUUCCUCAGGCACAAGUAUUAUGACGUCAUCCGCGAUGGGCAACGUGCCGCAGCAGAAUGUCGUCAAGAAACCUGCCAAACCUGUCAAGAAAAACCACGGGUGCGAGAUGUGUGGCAAAGCCUUUCGUGAUGUCUACCACCUGAAUCGCCACAAGCUAUCCCAUUCAGAUGAAAAGCCUUUCGAGUGCCCCAUUUGCCAGCAACGCUUUAAAAGGAAGGACCGGAUGACCUACCAUGUUCGCUCUCAUGACGGGGGAGUCCACAAGCCCUAUGUAUGUUCUGUGUGUGGGAAAGGCUUCUCCAGGCCAGACCACUUGAGCUGCCAUGUGAAGCAUGUGCAUUCCUCAGAAAGACCGUUUAAAUGUCAAGUAACGGCCUGUACCUCUGCUUUCGCCACCAAAGACAGACUCCGUUCCCACAUGAUCAGGCAUGAAGGCAAGGUCACCUGUAGCAUCUGUGGGAAGAUGCUCAGUGCCGCCUACAUCACCAGUCAUUUGAAGACUCACGGACAGACCAACUUCAACUCCUGUAAUAAAGAUGGUAACGAAGUCUGCAAUUCUGCCUCAGCUACACCUGUGACCGUCUCCGCUCCCAUCACCACGGCGAUGAACCGGGGCAACCUGAACAACAACAACCCCGUCACCAUAGCCGCACAAAUGAACAUUAGCACCAACACGGUCAACAUCACGUCUCCGGUCAGCCUCCAGCACCCAGUCACCAUCACCGGGCCCGUCAACAUCGCCUCUGUGAACAUCCCGGCCACGGCGCCCAUGAAUAUCGCCCACCCAGUCGCAAUAACCACCCCCAUGCCUAUGAAUAUAGCCGGUCCGCUCAACAUCGCAAUGAGGCCAGUGGAUAGCAUGCCUUUUCUGUCCCAAGUCUUGCCUUCUUCCCCACCCUGGUAAAGAAAAGAAGAAAAAAAGAAGGAGCGACAGGAUUGAACUGGCCAGAAAGAAAGGGAAAAUGAAGUGAAUCAAGAGACUCCUGUCCUCAUCUUUGCACCUCAAGCCCGGCUCUUCCUCCCUCCUCCUCCUCCUCCUCUUCCUCCUCCUCCCCCCUGAACAGUGUUUCACUUCACGAAGCCCUGAAGCGAACAUUUACACGAGCUGCGCGGCCGCCGGUAGGAGCUCCCCAAGUCGCAGCUGCGUCCCAGCUAAGGUUCAGUGACUGACGUGUGAUGCGGAACACUUGAGUAGAAUUUGAGUAGGAUUUAUCUUGAAAAUCAGGACAGGACUUAGCGUAGUCAGUUAGAAUGAUGAAACUGUGAUUUGUACCAUGACACACGAGAGGACGCCUCGAGCCCCCCUUGAGGAGUCCAUAGGAAAAAAAACACACUUGUGCUUUUGUAAAAGGGAGAUGUGAAAUGAACUGAAGCAAUAAGUAUAAAAUUGCUGUUUUUGAUGUUUUGCAAGUUCUCUCCCAAAGCUUCUGGGUGUUACUUUGUAUGUUUUUUUUUUGUUUUGUUUUGUUUUUUUUUUAAACUAUAGCCUGCUAAUCACUAUUUAAUGUUAUAGGAAAUGAGUCUAGUAAAAGGGACGGCAGCUUCCACGUGCAUGGAAGAGUAUUUUUUCACGAUGCUAUAGCGUUUCUUUUUCUUCUCAGAUAGUAGAUAUGCUCUCGAGGUACAGUGACUAACUUGUACAGUUGACAUAGUAAUGUAUUUUCAUGUCAGCAUUUUAAUUUUUUUUGCUUUCACCAGUCAAGCGGAUAUCUCGACACUGUCCGCUUGACGGUGAAAUAUUUGUGCUUUCCACUUUUAUGGAAACGCAAAGGUUUGAUUUUAUUUGUCUAUUUGUAGUGUUGAUUUUUCCAUGAAGUCAGAAUGGAACGAGUCUUGCACUGAAAGCAUAUCCUACAUACAGGUGAACAGCAGUAUUAUCAAAGAUCAAAUUGGAGUCUUAAGUGUUUUGGUUAGCCAGCCUGCACUUGAGGGCCAUCUAGUGGCUGAACAUGGAAAGGCCUGGCCUUGUAGUGAAGCUUUUUCAGGCUGUUACUGUCAUCAUAAUGGUGACCAAAUAGUUUGGCUGACUCUUCUGUACACUGUUGAAUUAUUUUUUUUUAUUAUUAUAUAUAUAUAUUUAUCAUUUUUCUGUUUUAGCCCCAAGAUGAUACUACGGACCCUUCACUCAGGAAACACACAGGAAAGCCCAUCACUCAUAAACAUGGUUCUUUUAAAUUUGAUACCCACUGUGUAUUUGAUUCUUGACUUUUUUUGUGUUUCUUUUCUGGCUUCCCUUAAAACAUUUGAAGAGUCGGGAACAAGAAGUUCAAGACUUAAUGCUUUUAAAUAGCCGUCCAUUUCAAAUGAUCGUUUACUGUACAAUGGAAUAAAUGCUGUACCUUUUGUUUUUUUUUGUUUUUUUUAUAUAUAACAUUUCUUUUAAAGUCCAGUUCAGUCUCAGUCUGCAUGGCUGAGAACUGGAAGAGUUUGAUAAAAAUGCAAGUUUGUGUCCAUUUAAAAAAAAAAAGAAAAUGGUACAAGAUUGACGUUGCAUGACCCCGAACACUGUAGCUGUUGAACAUUAACUAUUUUUUAAUGAAUGCCAUGUUAUCUCAGCAGUGUUGCAGCUCUUUGAGUUGAUUCAGUUUUUGACUGAAAAAUGCAAUAUGCAUGUUUGUCAUUUUUUUUCCAAGUUUUGUUUUAAACAAAAUUUUAGUGUAGCUUUUUUUUUUUUUUUUUUUGUUCUUAUGCAUUUACGUAGAGACACUAUAAUAGCCUGUUUGCCAAAUUUGAAACAAUAAUAAUGUGAUAAACUGACUAUUUCUUGUGGAAUUGAACAUCUCUUUAUUUUUAAGGAAAACAGUUGAUUGGAAAUUCCAGUACCGUUGUGAAAGCAGUUGAAUGUAUAUCUUUGUACAAAACUAUUUUAGUUCCAAGGACAUGGUAGUUACAAUAGAUGUUAAAGAUAAGAUAACCUUUUUUAUAAAUCUUUUGUAUUAGAACAUUAACAUUGAUAAUUUUGUAUAUAUGAGAGGCUAGGCUUUCUGAUUAGCAGAAAGGUCAAACAUUCCUACAUUUUUUUUAAAUGUACGUUUGUCAAAUUAUUACAUAAACAUGCGCAAUGUUAUGUGCCUUUUAUUUGGGUUGUCUAAAUAAAAGAAAACUAUCAAAUGUG